Messenger RNA from Gasterosteus aculeatus aculeatus (three-spined stickleback), 1414 nucleotides. RefSeq names its product aquaporin-8. Gene Ontology annotation, cellular component: plasma membrane. Gene Ontology annotation, molecular function: water channel activity. Gene Ontology annotation, biological process: transmembrane transport; water transport. The record is from RefSeq and is a predicted model, not a curated record. NCBI's taxonomy places the organism in Eukaryota, Metazoa, Chordata, Actinopteri, Perciformes, Gasterosteidae.
AUUAUAGACAAAAAAAAGACUUGAAAGAAGGAACAGAGUGGAAAUAAAUAGCAACACCCAAAUAAAGAAGAGAUUCCCCAGGAUUGUAUUAUUUCCCACCACUGCUCAUUGUCUGGAUGGUUGUGCGUGGGAUGUGUGCAGAGGUGUGAGGUUUACGCAGCCCGCUGGUUAUUGUGCGUCGGUAUCAGACACUAUCUGACCAGAUUACGCUGAUGUUGUUUCCACGACCUCGCUGACUGAAGUCUGACAGUUCAAGGCCUGUUUCACACCUCAGGAGCUCUCGUUCCAAAGGUGGCCCGACUGGAUCGCCGCCCACGCCUCCGUCUGGAGACGCGUCCGAGGGAGGGUUGUGUCGAUGCGAUGUUUUACGAGGCGUGAUGCAACCUGCCGGGAUGAAGCUAUAUAACCCGGCCCGCUCCAGUGCGCCGGACCGAGGCUGCAGGCCGGCUGUGCUUGUGGGAGCGGGAGGCGUUUGUGUGUGUUUGCGACCAGAACUCGGACCACGCAGCGAUGGGAGUGGAGAAAAUGGACAUGGAGGACUCGACCCUGAUGGAGAAGGGCAACAAGCCCCCCGCGGCCAGACCACCCAACAAAUACGAGACUCUGUUCCAGCCCUGCCUGGCCGAGGUGGUGGGCACCAUGUUCUUCGUUUUCGUCGGCUGCGUGUCCGUCAUCGAGAACGUGCCGGCCGCCGGGCGGCUGCAGCCGGCGCUGGUGCACGGGCUGGCCGUGGCCGUGAUGGUGGCGGUCAUGGAUAACAUCAGCGGCUCCCAUUUCAACCCUCCCUUCACCAUCGCCAUCUACCUGUGCGGCGGCAUGAAGCUGAUGAUGGUGGGACCCUACCUGGUCAGCCAGCUGAUCGGAGGGGUGCUGGGAGCUGGGAUGGCCAAGAUGAUGACCCCCAGGGACCGCUACCUCAACGCCACCGGGGCGGCGUUUGACAUCCUCAAGUCAGAGAGCCAGCUGUCCGGCGCCAUCUUCGGGGAGGUGGCCAUGACCUGCCUGAUCACCAUGGUGGUGCUGCUGGUGGCGGUCAACGGCAAGACGAAGACGCCGCUGGCGCCGUUCCUGGUCGGCUGCACCGUCAUCAUCAACGUCCUGGCAGGGGGUGACGUGUCAGGAACGUGUCUGAACCCGGCCAGAGCUUUCGGUCCGGCUUUGAUGACCAACUACUGGUCCUACCACUGGGUUUACUGGGUGGGACCCAUCGGGGGAGGUCUGCUGGCCGCCGCCUUGCUCAGGCUCAUUCUGGGAGAUGAUAAAAUACGAGUCGUGAUGAAAUCCUGAGAGUCUCCGUCGUGUGCGUUUAUUGUGUCGCAUGGUGACAAUGAACCCGUAAAGAUCAAAUGACUUCUUUUCUUCAGCUGUGUGACCCCUGUGUUUUGCAUGAUAUGAAAUAAAAGCAUGAAUUGUG